This is a messenger RNA of Notothenia coriiceps (black rockcod), 2671 nucleotides long. Its product is annotated as F-box/LRR-repeat protein 17-like. Gene Ontology annotation, molecular function: protein binding. NCBI's taxonomy places the organism in Eukaryota, Metazoa, Chordata, Actinopteri, Perciformes, Nototheniidae. Gene Ontology annotation, cellular component: cytoplasm. The transcript has 6 exons. The record is from RefSeq and is a predicted model, not a curated record. Bases 110 to 643 code for a protein of 177 amino acids.
GAGGAGAGGCCUCUGGCGGGGGCUGAUUGAGCUGUGCUGAGCUGAGGUCACUGAUCGGUCUGUACGAGCGGUUGCUGAGCAUUGUCCUGAGCUGCAGUUUGUUGGCUUCAUGGGAUGCCCGGUGACCUCUCAGGGAGUCAUCCAUCUCACUGCGCUACGGAACCUGAAUGUCCUGGACCUGCGGCACAUCUCAGAGCUCAACAAUGAGACGGUGAUGGAGGUGGUGAGGAAAUGUCGCAACCUCAGUUCCCUCAACCUCUGCCUCAACUGGAGCAUCAACGACAGGUGUGUGGAAAUCAUCGCCAAGGAGGGGAGAAGUCUGAAGGAGCUGUAUCUUGUGUCUUGUAAAAUCACAGACCACGCUCUGAUAGCCAUAGGCCAGUACAGCAGCACCAUAGAGACUGUGGAUGCCGGCUGGUGUAAGGACAUCACAGACCAGGGAGCCACACAGAUCGCUCAGAGCAGCAAGUCCCUCCGCUACCUGGGCCUCAUGAGAUGUGACAAGGUGAACGAGGAGACAGUGGAGAGGCUGGUGGUGCAGUACCCUCACAUUGUUUUCAGCACGGUGAUGCAGGAUUGCAAGAGAACCCUGGAGAGAGCUUAUCAAAUGGGCUGGAGCCCCAACACAUCGAACACUUCGUAGCUACUGCUAGAGCUCUCUCUCUCACACACUCUCACACACACACACACACUCACACACACACACACACACACACACACACACACACACACACACACAGCUACACCGAGGCCCUUUUUGUGUACAGACACAAUCACACAAUAUUUGCAGCUCAGUCAUGUCUGCCUCCCAGACACGCAUGUGAACAUGUAGCUUCACACUCACAAAGUUUCAGUUCAUCAUUUGUUUCAUUGAAAGCAAAUAUUCAAUUUGAAUCAUUUAAGAAAGAUAUGGGUAUGUUAUGGUAAAGUGAGACUUCUAUCAAUCUUAGGUUAUACACAACAACAUGACUGAAUCGUCCGCAUCAUCAUUGUCAAUAAGUCAGAUUACAUCCAACAAUAUAGUUAUUUGACCAGAACAGUGACUAGCUUGUUUUGGUGCAAAGCAGUGCACCAACAAGUGUUUUUUGAUAUAUAUUUAGGUGAGUGUUACUCAGUUGUUAAGAGUAUUUAUAACUCAUACAUUGUAAGUUGUCCGUAUCACUUUGGAUGGAGAAAUGGUCAAGAUGUAUGAGCAGCGGUCUGGUCCUCAACACGUGAAAAAGAUCAAAAAUAAACGCAUCAUUUGUUUAAAGACAUUCAGGUAUCAUUGGAAAAUAAUAUUUGUAAUGAGCAUGGAAUAAAAAAAAAGGAUUGCAGAUGUUCCUGAGCGAUGUGUUGAGGUCGCCCCUCUGCAGUGUUUACUCCCUUCAAACUGAACUUGACUGCUGCAGUGAGAUCGCACAGGACAGAUCAGAGACUUAAGCAUCAGAGACGACAUCUACAACUUCAGACCUGAAGACAGCAGAACCGCCCGUGCUUCACAUCUUACUUGAGGCACUGUGAUGUUUAUUUUGUACAUUACAGUAGACGUUUUUUUUUUUCUUCUUUGGAUGUUCAGUACAGUGUUAAAGGCAUUUGUGGACUCAUGAUGUUUCACAAGGCUCCAUUUUGAAGGACAGAGCUCUUUGCUGUGACUUAAUAUGCACAUUGUCACGGUACAAAAGAAAGUUCAACACCUGGUCAACUCAUGGCAGGAAAACAGCAUUGAUUAUGUUCCAAAAAACUGCAUGUUUACAUUAAGAUCCUCAUCUUCUUUUUUUCGGCUACAGAUAUAGCUACUGCUGAUCUGUAGGACUUGCUGUUUGUUAAUGCCAUGCAUACAUUUAGGGUUGACUGAGCAUCAACUUGAGUCAGUACAGAAUAAAAAUAAUGCUUGAAAUAGAAGUUGCCUUUACUUAAAAACCAUGUUAUCAGAAUAUUAACCACAACCACCGUGAUGAUAGGUUAGAGGAAACGUUGCCUUAAGUGGUUAGUAGGAUAUUGCCAUCUAUUUAGCAACAAUCUUUUACUGAAGAAAUGUUUGAGUUUAACCGGAUACCACAAACCCAUUGCUUGAUCUGAUGUAUUCAUAUAAUACUGUGUGGGAUUUACUUAGCCUAUUAUUGGUUUUGAACAUAUACUUGUAACAUAACUAUGUAGCAAUGCAAUGAGGGAUUUAUCUUUCUUAGUGGUGUAGGAUUUAAAAAAAGAAAACAAACAAAAAAAAAACGGCUUGGGCCAAUAACCAGGGCCAAUGAAAGAUUAUAUGAGAAAGUUGUUCGUUUUGCAUCUAUUCUAUAGUAUAGAACCUCAGCAGUGUACAGUUAAAAAUGCUAAUAACCAGGGUAUUUUUCUAUGGUGUGAACCUGCUCUGGGCUCGGUCUCCACACAUUGUCUCAGACAUGAACAAUAGCUUGUUGAGCUGAGGGGUGUGGGUGGAACUGUACACUUUCUACAGCAAAUAGAGAUUCAGACAAUUAAAAACACCUUCAUUUGACCCUUGUCAGAGGUUGUAGACUUUAACCGAUGGAGAGUUUUCCCUCGGCCUGUUUUUGUUCAGUUUCUGUUCUUUUGUAAUCCCUAUAUGCACUUUCUUCUUUGCUAGAUGUUGACACACUUGAUUCCUGAUUUGUUAAGGCAACCGUAAAUGACUGGAUUUACAUAAAGAUGAAUAAAACACUACUUCAAGCUU